CGGUAUUACGUUGAAUUUGACAGGCGAGGAAUCAUUAAUGGGAAAGGUGAAGACUAAUUUGUACAGUUCGGUGUUUCUUCCUGUCUCUUGUCAAGAGGUUGGUAAGUUUGGCGUAUACUUUAUCUUCGUUGCCAUACACAUGCAGUGAAUUAUGCAUCUUUGCAAAUAAUAUAAUGGCAAUAAUUUGUCGUCUGCUUUGAGAUCACAUUCUUUAGAUUUGUGUGGUAGGAUCCAUCAUGAACACAAAACCGGACGUGCUCUUAAUAGAAUCAGUUACGGAAAGCCAUAAGAUUGCCUCUUAAAAAUACGAAGUGGAGGAACAUUGGAUUAUCUGAAGAAGUCAUAUUCAAAUAUGGACAUUUGAACAAUCUUCAAGUGCUGCUGAACCAUAGACGCUACGGAAACUGUGGCCCUGUGACAGUCUGCACUUUUUUAAAGGGUGAUGGUUACAUUAAAAGAGCUGACACAGACAAACUCAGAGAAAUAUUUCGAAAAUAUGCCUCAAAAGAAGAGAAGGGUGAGAAGUAUAUGACUGCAUUAGACUUCCUUCAGCGGUAUUUAGGACUCUUCUCAGAAGAUUGCAACACCGACUCAGUUAAUUUAUUAGCAGGAAUUGUUGAUACUACCAAAGAUGGACUUAUUUCCUUUGAAGAGUUUGUGGCAUUUGAAGGUUUAUUGUGCAUGCCAGAUGCAUUAUACAAAACAGCUUUUCAGUUGUUUGAUACCAAUGGAAAUGGAAUGGUUACUUUUGAUGAGUUCGUUGAGGUGAUGAAAAAAACAGUUUUACACCAAAAAAUUCCAUUUAAUUUUGAUGGAGGUUUUGUACAGUUAUAUUUUGGAAAAGAUAAGAAACGACUUAUUAGUUACUCAGAGUUCAGUCAAUUUCUUCAUGAUUUUCAUGAAGAGUAUGCAAUUGAAGCAUUUAGAAGAUACGACAAAAAUGGCACAGGAUUUAUUUCAGCCGUGGACUUCCAAGACAUCAUGGUCAGCAUCAAGAGCCAUCUCUUGACCAAAGAAGUCAAGGCAAAUCUAGUUGCGGCAGCAAGAGGUGGGCAACAAGGUGGACAUAGAGUAAGUUUCCCAUACUUUAUGGCCUUCAUUUCUCUUCUCAACAACAUGGAACUUAUCAAAAGAAUUUAUCUCAAUGCAACUGUUGGACAUCGGAAUGUGGAAGUUACUAAAGAACAGUUUCUACAAUCUGCUCAAAUGAUGUCUCAAAUCACUCCUCUUGAAGUGGACAUUCUUUUUCUACUUUGUGACCUUCUUCAUCAAACUGGGAAGAUUGUUUAUAAUGACUUGCAGUCAAUUACUCCUGAACAGUACUUCAAAAAUAUUACUCAAAUGCUCAAAAUCAAGGCUGUUUCUAGUCCUGAGGAAAGAGGUGUGCUUAUACAGGUGCUAGAAAGUGCUUAUAGAUUCACCCUUGGCUCAAUUGGUGGUGCUGUUGGAGCUACUGCUGUAUAUCCAAUUGAUUUGGUGAAGACUCGAAUGCAGAACCAAAGGACAGGCUCAAUUGUGGGUGAGCUCAUGUACCGUAAUAGCUGGGAUUGCUGCAAGAAAGUCAUUCGUCAUGAAGGAUUUUUUGGCUUGUACAGAGGAUUAGUGCCUCAACUCAUGGGAGUUGCUCCAGAGAAGGCUAUUAAGUUGACGAUGAAUGACCUUGUUCGUGAUAAAUUUAUGGACAAAAAUGGAAACCUUCCUCUCUAUGGAGAAAUCAUUGCUGGUGCUUGUGCUGGAGGUUCACAAGUGGUUUUCACUAAUCCUUUGGAAAUUGUUAAAAUCCGUCUACAAGUAGCUGGAGAAAUUGCUAGUGGAGCAAAAAUUGGAGCUUUAUCAGUGGGUGCAAAGGCCUGUUUCCUUCGUGAUAUUCCUUUUAGUGCAAUUUAUUUUCCUGCAUAUGCUCAUACAAAAGUGAAGUUCGCUGAUGAGAAUGGUUACAAUCAUCCAUUAUCACUUCUUGUGGCGGGUGCUAUAGCUGGUGUUCCUGCUGCAUCUUUGGUAACCCCUGCUGAUGUUGUUGCCCGACAAGGUCAGACUACAUAUAAUGGAGUCAUAGAUGCAGCUCGUAAAAUUUACAAAGAAGAAGGACCACGUGCCUUCUGGAAAGGAGCAACAGCUCGAGUUUUCAGAUCAUCUCCUCAGUUUGGUGUCACCCUCCUUACCUAUGAAGUACUUCAAAGACUGUUUUAUGUGGACUUUGGUGGAUCACGACCAGCUGGGUCUGAACAGCAUCUACCUGCCACUGGAGUUGCAGACGAGAUGAAAUCUACAAAUCCUGACCACAUCGGUGGAUACCAAGUUGCAAGACCAAUAUUUGCUGGAAUAGAAUCAAAAUUUGGUCUAUGCUUACCAAAGUUCCGUGAGUGUUCAUUUGGCAGUGGAGCAAUUGAAAUGGUAGGGUUGAACUUCACAUGGUUAUUGUUGCAGUGUGCAAUAAUAACAAGUGUUAAAAAGAUUAAUUGUGAAGAAAACAGUGUUGGUGGUUUUGAAACGUGUACAUAUAGUUUAGAGACUUUCAGGCAACACUUUCUUGUUGAUCAUUUUAAUGAUCAUAUAAACUUUGAAAAGUACUUCUAA
Molecule: messenger RNA, 2577 nt
Organism: Gryllus bimaculatus (two-spotted cricket)
Lineage: Eukaryota; Metazoa; Arthropoda; Insecta; Orthoptera; Gryllidae
Source: the annotation of a GenBank genome assembly